Molecule: messenger RNA, 5390 nt
Organism: Amoebophrya sp. A25
Lineage: Eukaryota; Dinophyceae; Syndiniales; Amoebophryaceae
Source: the annotation of a GenBank genome assembly
CUGCUGUGGGUCUCUUUUGCUUGAGCGGCCUUGUGCUUAUGUCUAGAGCAAACUCCUGCUCGAGGCUGAGGCGGUCCCGAUCUCUCCAAGCUGUCGCCGACUGAGGGUUUUGCCUCUCGCUCUCUGAGUUUUUUAUCGCUGGACUUUCUCUCGUAAGUCCUAGCAGGUACUCACUUAGCCGGGUAUGCUGCCGCGCCAUGUGGUGCUGGUCUCUCGUCCGCUGGUAGAAGGCAUGCGUCGGAGGAUCUUCGAUCGUGUUCGACAUUCAUCUUCAUGAGAGCGGAAGUUUCUCCCUUGAAAACAUGGGAAAAAGAGGUGUCGCGUGUAGUCCUGUCCAAAAUUGGACAGUAUAAGAAGCUCGGUUCUCUUUUUCUGUAGUUCUCCCUUGAAAACAUGGGAAAAAGGGGCGUCGCGUGUACUAGUCCUGUCCAAAAUUGGACAGCGUAAGAAGCUCGGUUCUCUUUUUCUGUAAAAGUUGAAACUUUUGGAAGCUCGCAAUCGUGUCGAAUCCGCAUGAGAUUCCGCGUUUUGCCUUGGUAGUGUUGAUAGUGAAAAUCUCCCUUUUUUGAUCAAGAGAAAUCGCAGGUUUUCAGUGCUAGAUUCGUAGUCUCAAAGUAGCUAAUUGUAAAUUUUCCACCUCAAUCCCCAUGGGUGUACCCCGGUUUUCAAGGGGACAGCGACAGGUGACAGCGACACUAACGAGGAACCUACAUACUGAUGUGGUUGUCGUAGUCACUCCUACGGAUGGCAGCGCACCUCGGACGUCAGCGAACAUGGUAGGGGACAUGAGUAUACUGCCACCUCCUAUACUGCCACCCCCAGCUACUCCUCUUCCUAGAUUUAAGGCCACAAUUCUUGGUCAGUUUUGUCAAAAGAUAUGCAUCUUGUUCCCCAGCAUCUUCAUCCCGUUUUUAUAGGGAAAACGGGACGAACCAAGGUGACUCUCAAGAUGGGUUUCUCUUGGUUUUAAUAGACCAGGAGUGACAUUAUCUGCAGCUGGAGCGACUCCCUCUUCUUCUAGUAGUAGUUCUUUUCUUGUACCAGGAGGACCAGGUCCUCCAGGGGGUCUUAAUACGGGAGGACCUAGUGGAGGCGGAGGGCCACAUAUGAAUAGUUCUUCUAGUACUUUUGCAACUUUUUUGAACAGUGGAGCAGGUGGAGCAAUCCCUUCUUCGAAGACAACUAUUGGUAGUGGCACAGGAGGUAGGGGAACACAGGACUUUCGGGAUCCGGAUCUCAGAGAUAAGCAAGUGAACUCCCAGAAGCUCAGUGGUUUCUGCUUGUCGCCGCCUCUUCGUGGUUAUGCAGAAGUUCUUCAUAUUUAAUAGAUAGUGAAACUUGUCAACGGCUCUUCGUGGUUAUGGAAAAGUUUCUGUUGUUGAAUUCUCAAGGUUUACGUCUAAAAAAAUCACAGUGUUAAGGCAGUCUGCACUGAACUUUGUGCGAGAUUGAUUAAUUGUAUUGAUUGUAUUGUAUCAACAUCAUUCUUGCUUCAUCUAAGACCAGCACCACGGUUCCCAUUACAAUUCGCAUCUUUCAAGGCGUGGUCGGCGUGCAGGGUCCAUCGCGACUCCUCGACUCGCACCCGGCAGCAGCAGCAAAGUAAGGAGACGAAGCACCAGUCGCGGUCGUGCCAGUUCCUCCGGAGCCGGUGCGGCACCUAGCCCUCGUUGGUUUGGUGGUGCCGCAAUGGGCUAUCCCGCUGGCUACGAGAGUGGGCAAAUGGCGAUAUUACCCGGAUCCUCAACCCCUAGUGUGGGCAGCGCAACUUUCCUGAAGAUGGCCAACACACCACGAAGCCGCAGUGGAAGUGCGAGUUCCGUUGUCAGUGCAGGGGGGCCAGGGUUUUCGAGUAUUGCUGGUAGUGCUAACAUGAAUGCGACAGGAAUUGGUACUGUCACGGUAGAUAGCAGUGGCACUGGCAACAGUACGACACCGUCAAUCUCAAUGACUAUGAUGAAUUUUACAUCCUCUAGCUCUACGUCGUUCAACAAUGCAGCCUCGACAUCUGCCAUUGGUGGUGCAGGUUCAGCAUUUGCUCCAAGUACAGCCGGUGGGAGUGCCAGCAGUAUGCUACUGUUAGGGAACAAUCCAGGAACAGCUACUCAAGGAAUCAUGCCUAGUGGUGCCAGUCAAUCUCUAUCUCAUUCUCAACAACUUGAAAAUAAUAGCCAGAGUGCCCCGAUCUGUGCAUCUUCGCUGAACAAUUCCGUGCUCGUAGCCAGUCAAGCGUCGCCAAGAACGUCAUCUUCUACAUUACAGAUUGGUGAAGGAACUGGUCUCGGUGGUGCAGCAGGAGGUCCCUCAGGAGGGAUAUUUGGUGGAGGAAGUAGUAGCUCCUCUCAAAGCAUGAAUAUUUCAUCUUCCCCGUUUGGCAAUACUUCCUUCGCAACCGCCUCUAGUUACGGGUAACGCCGACCACCCGUCUCCUUCUCCAACAGUAUCUCUUCUGGGCCGUUUUCUAGUUGAAAACAGCUCCUGAGAGAAGAUGUUCUAAGAAAGUAGAUGGGCCGGUGUCGGUACAUCUAACCUAGUAUCCCAGUAGUACCUUGUUCCUCUCCCGGCUUGUUUGGCACAUCUAGCUCUUCUUUAGGAAUCAUGGAUAAUGCCUUCGGGGGUUCGGUACCCCUAUUCGCAGCGUCCUCUGAAGGAUCGACGAUGCAGUUGGAAGAAAGUUGGGCGACGAACAUUCUGCUGCACAGUGAUUAAGGCUUACAAGGAAGUAGUAUUAAUUGAUCUCAAGAAGGAGCAUCUUUGGCGCCGUCUACUUAAAGGGGAAAGCACGCCAAAGUAGAUGCUCUCUUCCAGUGAUAACUGAGGUCGUCUAAAGAGAGGAGCCUUCUUCCGGUGACGUUGUUCAGCAGCAGGAUGCUGUAGACGAAGAAGAAGAGGGCUCUAGUUCGCCAGAUGGUCAUGAACCAGGAACAACGUCGAGAGGACGAGCAAAUCUACUAAUGAGCACUAUCUUAGAGGACGAGCAACUACCACCAGAGGAAGAACUAAACGCCCAUGGAGUGGGAAUUGACGCGCAUAAACGGAGUCGGAAGUCCCAAAGCUAUUCUGGUGCAAACUUGGGGUUGGAUGAAGGUGUUGGAGUAGGUGGAAUAGGUGGACUCGGAACAUCCUCAAAUUCGAGCUCAACAUCUUCCGGAAUUGGAGGAGGAGGUGUUCCUUUGAGUCUGGGACUUGUAUCUUCUUCAAGCAUGUCCUCGUCCUCUCUACCCCCGCCAGCGUCAAGAAUGGGAGCCGGCUUUCUGUCACCCGCUGCUGGCAUUCAGAUGUCAACCACGACCGGCACUUCUUCUUCUGCUCUAGUAGGAAUACAUCAGCCUCCGCCUUCGAGUGGAACAUCUUCCAUUACUACUUCUAUGAACAUGGGUCCCUUACUGCGUGCUUGUAGUACAACUUCUAGAAGUGGUGAUCAUGCCGCCAGCACCUCUUCGUUUCACCGACCAAGUGCUGCAUUUCCCCAACAAGGACUUUCUAGUUCCUCAAACAUCGCAUCGUCUGCGCAGAUAGGUAUGGCGGGGGCUUUAUCAUCACAUAUUGGAAGUAGUUCUAGCGACGCGCUUGGUGCAAUGAAUAACGCAAACAACGUGCUAACAGGACAUCUGGGACCGACAACUGGGACCACUAGUACCGGGGUUCUGUCAUCAUUAUCGGGAUCCUCUGGAAUACAGCAUCCUAAUCUUGGUUUUGCAGGAGGUAGUACGAGCACUACAACUUCUUCCAAUAAUUGUACUCCAUAUUCAACUAGCGGUCAAAGUCAUCAUCUUAGCUUAUUUCCCGGUAAAGGGAUGCUGUCGAGGAUGAUCAGCCCACCGCUGUGUCCUCAAAAGAGCCCUCCCGGAGGGUCAAUGAUGAAUUCAGGGUCUUUUGCUCCACUUAAUGGAGGCGACGGUCUAGGACCCACUCCACUGGGAACAACAAAUCUGAAUACUCCAAUGAACAACAACAACAACAACAGCACAGGGACAGGACUACUAGCUGAAAACCUAAACGUUCAGAUGUCGGAUGAUCGUUCCCUCUCUUCUAAUGCUGGAGCUGCGAACACCCCAGGGACAACAUCUGACCAAGAUAUUGAAUUCAGUCUUCGUUCACUCAGUGGGGAACGCUUGUUUGACAAAGGAGAAGCGCCUGUGAGUCAGCCAGUAGCUGGAGAGGGGCACGGACACGGGCUCCAACCCCAAACAGGAACUGCGUCUGCAUCGUCUUCCGGUGUCAUUCAACAGCGUGAAGUAUGUUCCUUGGCCAGUUUUGCUGGCAAAGCGUUGCCCAAUAAGCGCACAACCGGUAGUCGCGAAUCCAGUAGUGUCGACAACGCUGACACGUCGGAUAAUAACGAUGCUUCGAUUAUGACUUGUGUUGACUGUUAGAGUUCAGGAUAAUAAUCAUGUGAUUUUUGCAGGAACAGCCUCAUGUUCGGAGGCCGUGUUAAUAAUGCUUGUCGUUGCAGCAGCAGCAGCACACGCACAUGCGAGGUUCGUUUCUGAAGCUACUUUUCACACUUCAAUACAUCUAUCCCUCUUAUAAUAAACAUUGAUUCCACGACCUCUACUUUCAUCCUCCCUUCCGCCAUCGCCACCUUCCUCUGUCGCAAGCGCAUGCAAUCUGGAUCUGAGCGGGAUGUUUUGUCAGACUCGGUUGUGGCUAAUUUUCCUACAGAUGACGACGAAUCCGAACGUUCUUGGGCUCCCGUGAGAAAACGUCAACGUCGAAACGCGUUGCGACCAGGUGAUGACGACGAUGCAAUCGCACGCACAUUCUACAAUGAUGCUGACUCAGUCUAUAGCGAUUUAGCUUCGCUUCCGGAUUCCAAUUUUGGUGGUGGGGGUGCCAUCCCGAAUCCAAAUGCAGCUACUACAUCUUCUAGCACCAGUGUUCAACAAGGGACAACAGGAACAGCAACCAGUUCAGGACAACAGCAACCUCCAUUGGCGCCUGGUGCAACAGUUGGCGCAACAUCCUCAUCAUCCUCAGCACCUGGAGGAAUGUUAGCGUCACCACUGUUAGAGCAAUCGCCAAAUUCUGCAGACUGACAUAGAUCUUCACCCCUGUCCCUGAAUAUCCCCAUCCCAGUGCGCAUCCCGUGUCUUCCCCGUGCGCAUCCCCAAAAAUGACGAUUAUAGUCUUCUUACCUCCACUCAGUGGGCUUAGAAGUGGUCUUACUACAACUCGACAGUAAAGCGGAUUUUUUUACAAGUGGUCUUAAGCUGAUGAUACAACUAGUACAGAACUGAUGACGCGAAACAAGGCAGAAGCAGAUAAUAUUGCCUGAAUGCGCUUGCAUACCGCGCGUCAUCAUGCACAUGAUCAAGUAUGUCUCGACAGAGAGCAGCUGGAGAGAUGAGCAUUCGUGUUCGUGUAAUAAACACUCUUGCUAGGCACAU